Molecule: messenger RNA, 915 nt
Organism: Myripristis murdjan (pinecone soldierfish)
Lineage: Eukaryota; Metazoa; Chordata; Actinopteri; Holocentriformes; Holocentridae
Product: phospholipid scramblase family member 5
Exons: 7
Coding region: 1-915 (304 amino acids)
Biological process (GO): plasma membrane phospholipid scrambling
Cellular component (GO): plasma membrane
Molecular function (GO): phospholipid scramblase activity
Source: RefSeq, a predicted model, not a curated record
AUGUCAGCAGUAACCAAUCAGCCUCUUCCCUUCGGUCGACUGGAGCGAGAGAAUCACAUCCAGAUGAUCUUCAGAGCUUUCCGUGGCCAAGCCAGGCCUUCCUGUGAGUCUCAGGUCUCACCUGGACCUCAGCCCCACCCAGUGCACUCUGACUGGGCAUCUAGAGAGCGGCUUUCAGGCCUGGUGCUCGGGAAUAAGAUGGAGAAUGGGCAUGUGCAAGCACCAGGGGCCCUGAGGGGACCUGAGGUUGGGGAGCAGAGGCUUGGAGAUGCAGCAGGACCAGACUGCAUGGAAAUGCUAGACACAGUCAGUCAAAUACAUAUCACAGCUAGACCAGAGCUGCAAGGUCCACAGUGUGUUCCCAGAAGGAUCUACAGCAUCGCCGCUGGAGAAAGCAGAGCGCAGCUGUUUAUGGCUGUGGAAGAGAGUUCUUGUGUGUGCCUCCAGUGUUGUGGUCCAGCGCGUGCCUGUUCCUUGCAGGGCUUUGACCACCAUGGCCGCCAAGUCUUUUAUUUUGAAAGACCUUUUAAGGUGGAUGCCUGCUGCUUGGGCUGCUGCCUUAUGGAGAUCAGGGCCUACACUCCACAAAACCAUCUCAUUGGCACGGUAUGCCAAAGGUGGAGCAUGUUCACCCCUUUGCUAGAAGUGUGCGAUUCAAAGGGAGCGUCUACGAUCCAAAUCCAGGGAUCCUGCUGUCCGUGCCGCUGUUUCUCCAACCAGGAAUUCCAAGUUGUCUCAACAAUUGGUGAGAAAGUGGGCACAAUAUGGAAGAAGUGGCCUGGCUUUAAUGAUGAAUCCAACAUGGACCAUGAAUAUUUUGGGUUGGAGGUGCCAUUGAAUAUGGAAUCACACAACAAACUGCUCCUGCUGGCAGCCACGUUUCUAUUGCAUCAUAUGUUCUUUGAGAUGAGCUGA